AUGAGCUUCUACCCCGAUCAAGCUACAUCCGUGAUCGUCCCGGCCGAUUUGAGACCCAUCCACACAAGUCGCCUGUAUCUACGACCACUGACGGUAGCUGACGCCACGGCCAUUUUUGAGAUCCGCCGACGACAAGACGUAGCGGACUGGCUCUGGCCCAAAGUGCCAUUGGGGAGGUUCUUCUUCGCCAUUAUCCGUUCCGAGGACUCGUCACAGACGGUUAUUGGAGGAGCGGGAAUCAAUGCUCUUAGUCCAGCCCCGUCAGUGGGGUAUAAUAUCCAUCCUGACUUCUGGGGCAAGGGCUAUGCCACUGAGGCCGUUGCUGGUAUUGUAGAUGCGUGGUGGAAGCUUGACAGGAUAGAUUUCGACGGGGCUGGAUCGGAUUUGAAAAAGGAGAAGCUGUUUGCGGCGUGCAAUAGAGCGAAUGUUGGCAGUGUGAAGGUGCUGCAGAGGACUGGGUUUAGUAUCUACCGCGAGCAGUCGAUUGAAGGUGAUGUGGUUGCACUUUUUGAGUUGGAAAAGCCCAACAGGUAG
Penicillium roqueforti is the source of this 534-nucleotide messenger RNA. Its product is annotated as GNAT family N-acetyltransferase. Bases 1 to 534 code for a protein of 177 amino acids. NCBI's taxonomy places the organism in Eukaryota, Fungi, Ascomycota, Eurotiomycetes, Eurotiales, Aspergillaceae. Gene Ontology annotation, molecular function: acyltransferase activity, transferring groups other than amino-acyl groups. The transcript is spliced from 3 exons. The record is from RefSeq and is a predicted model, not a curated record.